UGUGGCUCAAUAUCUCCUCUCGAAGAGCGCCUCUCUUCCUCCGCAGUUUUUCCUCCUCCGAUCUCUCUCUCCCGCGCGCGCGCUCUCUCUCUUCGACGGAAACUAAUGGAAGCUGAGUUGAGAAGAAGUACAAGGUUAAAAUUGUGGAUUAGGAUGGUUUAGAAUUUGGACUAGUGAACAGAUAUCCAAGCCGAGAAGUUUAACAUAUGGAAAAUCUCCGUUCAGUUAGUAGCCCUAGAAGAACACUCAGUCUAUCAAAGAAACGAACUGCUUCAGUCUUCUUCUCGUACCGAGAUGACAAAGCUCCUGGGUUCGGGUUAUCGGGAGACCAUGGCCCCAAACCUUCAGAAGUUUACGGGUUUGUAGGUUCCAUCUCGACAGUGGUUGCUACAGUCGUAUUCUUGAUAUGGGCAUAUGUUCCAGACUCGUGGCUGCAUUCCGUUGGAAUCUUUUACUAUCCUAGCAGGUACUGGGCAGUGGCGGUGCCAGCCUAUGUCAUGGUUUCUAUAGCAUUAGCCUUGGUGUUCUACAUUGGUCUCAACUUUUUGUCCACCCCACCGCCAACUUCCUUCAAUGUGAUGUUUGACGAAUUCAGUAAAGAGCCAUCCAUCUCUGUUUUGUCAGAGGAAGAAGACCGGCCCAUUGAACCGAUAUCUGAUAUUGCCAUUAACAGAAUCAACGACCUUAUGUUCAAUAAUAAGUAAUGUGUACCUAAUUCUUGUGAUGUUGUUGUCUCUUUAAAGAAAAUCCGUCAGGAUAUGCUGAGAAAAAGAACAAUGGAGUUGCAGAUAAAUACUUUAAAUUACAAGAUCGCUGUCCAUGCUAUUUCCUUGAUAGAUAAACACAGCGAGGAGGUGGGUAUGGCCGUUAGGACUUCUCGACGAGAAUGUGAAUACUCCAAGAGGAUGUCCAUUGUCAUGUAUGAUGAGCAGCAUUGGCUUCUUCUAACGCCCAUUCUUCAACACGAUGGGAAAUCCCAUCUAAUUCGAGAUUCUGGUUUCACCAUCAGAGUGCAGACUUUGGGUUGCAAUGGGGCCAGAAGUUCCCGUCGAGGUCACGCUUCCUCUGUUGCCUGUUGUUCUUUGAUCCGAGUCAUCUGAGAAACCAGCAUUUCAUGUACUCUUUCUUUCAACUGCAAAGAUGGCAAGUAAUUAGGAAAAUUUAUAUUAGAACCGUCGGGAAAUUGGCUAUUAGAUUGAGGUAUGUUAUUAAACUAAUGAGUAGAAUAAGAAUCUUAGCAUCAUAGAAACUUUA
Messenger RNA from Momordica charantia (bitter melon), 1254 nucleotides. RefSeq names its product phosphatidylinositol N-acetylglucosaminyltransferase subunit P. Lineage: Eukaryota; Viridiplantae; Streptophyta; Magnoliopsida; Cucurbitales; Cucurbitaceae. The record is from RefSeq and is a predicted model, not a curated record.